UGUGGCUUCACAUUUGGUAACCUCAUUGUCUUAAACUUAAGUUUAUAGAAGUCAAAUUCAGUGUCAAUAUAUUACUUAUGUAAUUGUAUAAUAUUGUAGGAAAAAAAAUCAAAGAGUUACUUUCUAGCGAAGGAAGUAAUUCCCACGACAUCCUCAAUGAUCCAUUGACUCAAGUGUUUGGUCCUGAUACAAGGGGUCGUGUUUGAGGUGUUGGGACCACCGUUUCCCAAUCACAAAUCAGGGGUUCUGCUGCAGCUCUUGAAAAAAUCUAUGUAUAAAGGAAAAUUAGAAGAACAAUCAUCCACAAUUCAAGAGCAAUCGUUCAAAAUUCAAGAGCUAUCUUCUAAAAUAGAUAUUUUUACGGACCAAGUUAGGGGUAUUAAAGAGAUGCUUCAAGUUAAUUUUCAUUGAAAUCCUUCUUUUUUAAAUUUAAAUAGUAAAAAUUUUCUUCAAUUAUUGUACAUAACACGUGUGGAACUUUAUUUCUGCAGCAACGCAUGGAUUUGGUUCAACUGGAGAAUCUACAAUCGACUAGUGGACCUUCAGUUGAGAAUUGUCAAUGUGUAGAGAGAAUGCGGCCAUGCAAGUUGUACUCUUGGCGUAAAGAGCUUGUUGCUCAAGGGCGAAUUCUUUUGGCAGAUGGGCCCCAAAUGAUUGAUGGCAAACCUUUUCGGAAAGAGUUUUACAAGGUUGCCAUUGAUAUCAUUAUUAAAGGAGACACCGAAUUGCCCGAGCCAGACGGAUAUCAUUCGACUUUAGGCGAAGUUGGAAUUGGCUCAUUUGUUGCAUGGCAUUCUUCCUUUACUGAGUUCAUCGAUUAGGGACAAUAGUCUAACACUUUUUUGGACGAUUCACCUUUUUGGACAGUAUGUUUUUAUUGUAUUUGUGGACUCGUCCCAAGUACAUCUUGUAUAGCUUACUUGAUUAGUUGUUUCUAUAGAAUGGACAUGAUAGAUGUAAUGCAGGUUUGUGACAAAUGUGUUGAUGGCUUCAAUCAUCACUGGAUGGUAAGGAAUUAUAUCACAGAUGUAGAUUUAGAGUUUUAAGACAACUGCUAGUUUUGAUGUAGAUUUAGAGUUUUAACAUUUCUAUAUCAUGUAUAUUCAACGGUGGUCAGGUUAUUUUGUUUGGCUAACACCGCAUUGUUGUUACCUAUUUUCAGCUUGCUUAGGUGAAAACUCAUGUGAGCAACAACACUGGAAACAGUAGGAUGGGACACCUGCUGUUGAAUGGAUGUUUCUACUCUUUUGGAUGGGACAUCAACUUUCAGUUUUAAAGGUGAAGGCUGGUUCUGUUUACAACAAUAUUCUAAUUUGUGAUGAUCCAGAGUAUGCAAAACAGGUUGUGGAGGAGACAUGGGCCAAAAAUAAGGAGCCUGAGAAAGAGGACUUUGAGGAAGCAGAGAAAGUGAGAUGGGCUCAAGAAGAAGAGGAAUCUCGAAGGGCGAGAGAGGAAGGUCAACGGCGGAGAAAGGAGAGGGGUCAUGACCGGUAUUACCGAGAUAAGGAGUGCUACAAUGUGGUAUUGUCCCUAGUCGGUGGUACCCAAUGUGGUACCACCAUAGGUUCUGAAUAUCAGUAUUUGAGUGUGUAUUGUCUGACCAGUGACUCAACCAAUCUUCACAGGGUACAUUGCACUCUAAAUCUGAAAAAGGAAAUUAUUUUCUGACACUGGGGUUCUUACCUGGGGAUUGUUGAAUAUUAGAAGUCUCCAUUUGCAUUGGA
This is a messenger RNA of Magnolia sinica, 1724 nucleotides long. Its product is annotated as calreticulin-3-like. Gene Ontology annotation, molecular function: calcium ion binding. The record is from RefSeq and is a predicted model, not a curated record. Bases 1234 to 1668 code for a protein of 144 amino acids. NCBI's taxonomy places the organism in Eukaryota, Viridiplantae, Streptophyta, Magnoliopsida, Magnoliales, Magnoliaceae. The transcript is spliced from 4 exons. Gene Ontology annotation, biological process: protein folding. Gene Ontology annotation, cellular component: endoplasmic reticulum; endoplasmic reticulum membrane.